AUGAAUGUAAGCUGCGAUUUUCAAGUAGAUAGCUACCAAUCGGCAAACAUUUGGGCACAGUGCCAGAUGGAAUCAUCACACACUCGCAAGGGUGAUGUGUUUAUGGAAAGAUAUCAUAGAACUUCUGAAACAGAAGAAGCUGUAAUAGAAGAAUAUGAAGGCAUUAUCAAGGCAGCUAUUGGAUCAUUACCUGUUCAAGAAAUAUUACUGUCUGAUUCAAAGAACUUGAUAAUUCGCUUGCGUGAUGAUGCCACAAGGGGGCAACUGGAACAGUUGAAACCAAAAGAUUCUGAACUUUUGGCUGCUGUUUCUGAUGUAAUAGGUGUUGCUGUGACUCUUAAAGGAUUGGGCAAAGAUGACUGUCUGGAUAGUGAUGGGAACAGUUAUGACUUUAUGUCUCGUUAUUUUGCGCCAUGGUUUGGUGUAUCAGAAGAUCCUGUUUGUGGAUCUAUUCAUUGUGCGCUUGGUCCGUAUUGGGCUAAAGUUUUACAAAAGAAUGUGUUGUAUGCUCGACAGUGCUCCUCCCGAGGUGGUGAUCUGCUUGUCAAGCUAGUCUCCGAUAGAACACUAAUUAAUGGAGAUGCAGUUAUAGUUGUUGAGGGUCAAAUAAAUUUGUAAUGUGAUGUUUUUUUUCCAAUCUUUAUCCGAGUGCCACAGCAUAAAAUUUUAUUGUCAUUUGGGUUUCAAACAAUUGUUAAAAGAGAAUUAUUUUUUUUUCAAUGCUUUUCAAUAAUGAAUUUGAAUGAAAUUUCUAGUCCUGUAAUUUAUAUACUGUCAUAUAUAUAUAUAUAUAUAUAUUAAAGGAUUAUUGAAUAUAUUAUCUCCUUUGAGAAGGGUAGUAGAAUUUUAGUUGAAUGAAGUAACUUAUAAGUAUUUAAAAAUGAAUAUUGAAAAUUUUUGUUAAAAUGAAACGUCAAAUAUGAAUCAUGAAAAAAAAAAGAUGAAAACUUUAAAAAAAUUUAAUUUUAAUUAUUGUCAUCGAUCAGAAAUUGGUUGAAAUUUCAAGGGGAACAAACCAACCCCCAACCAAUUAACAAUAAUUAAUAAAUGCAAAGGUGUUUCAUCUUUUACUCAAGUAAGAAUUAUGAUGCCAACAUUAAGUAAGCUGAGUUGAAGCCAAGUAGGUAGAUUUUAUUGUUUUCAUGAAGAUGAAUUUAAGUUAAUGUACUGUAUAAAAUUCAUUAUGAAAAUGGCAGUUCCAGCAAGUUUAAAUUUUUUUAAUAAUUAUCGUGAUAUAUUUUAUAGUUAGAGUGUGAGUAGUAGUUUUAAUAUUUUUCUUUGUUGAAUAAAGUGUUCCCCGACAGCUUCGCUUUCAAUCAUGUUAAUUCAAAAUAAUCUUUAUAAACAUAAUGCAAUCUUUGCAAAAAUUAUUAAAUAUAAAAGUUGAAAGAAUAUUUACAGAAAAUAAGAAGGUACAAUUAAAUGUACGAAUGGAAAUGUACAUAAUAUACAUAGAUGGCAGAAAAUGAAUUAAUUAACUUACAUGCUUGUAAGUGUUGAAGUGAGACCUGUCUGUUACUGUUAAAAAUGUUUUUUUGAUUAGUCAGGUUUUUAAUUAUUUUAAAUUGGUAUUUUCUAGACCUCUGUUGCUUUAAAAAUAUAAAAAUCUGCAAACAAAAAUCCUUAAUUGCAAAGAUACCAAAAUCAAAAGUAAAAAUUUUAAGUAUUGAAAAAGUAGCUAGUAUCACUGACCACAGAUUAAUUGACUGUCAAAGGGAACAAACCAAUCUGCUAUCAAUUAACAACCACUUAAUUAAGUGAGAAUGUUUUGUGUUUCCUCCAAGUAAGAACCAAAUUAUAUUCUCCUAGAGCCUAAUCAUAAGUCGCAAACAAUACUCAAUUAAUAGAAAGACAUUAGGCCAUUUAAGCCAAAAGAACCUUCACAUACAAAACGAAAUUAGUAUAUAAUCUUUUAAGUUGCUCAUAAAGAACAUAACUAAAUGAUAUCCUUACUUUAGAAGAGAUAUUCCCUAACACUCUCAUUGUUGAAAAUGGCCUAUAAAGAAAAACUAUAAAAUAAAUUAAUAAGCAGACAAUUCUAUUUUCACUAGAUGGCAUGCAAUGAAAUGUUAUGACUUUAUUUUUUAUUUAUUUUUUUAUUUAUUUAUUUAUUUAUUUAUUUUUUUUUUUUUUUGUUGUUAUUAACUUUUGGCAAUGAGAAUGCUCAGUUUGAACAGAUGAGAUGUAAGAUGUCAGAUGUAAUUUAGAUUUAGUGUUUCUGUAUAUUUUAAUGUUGAAUUAUUUUGAAAUUAAAUGUUUUUUCUUUCU
Messenger RNA from Stegodyphus dumicola, 2268 nucleotides. Its product is annotated as phenazine biosynthesis-like domain-containing protein 1. Gene Ontology annotation, molecular function: isomerase activity. The record is from RefSeq and is a predicted model, not a curated record. Gene Ontology annotation, biological process: biosynthetic process. NCBI's taxonomy places the organism in Eukaryota, Metazoa, Arthropoda, Arachnida, Araneae, Eresidae. Gene Ontology annotation, cellular component: cytoplasm.